UUACACGACAGAUCCUACGAAACUUGCCGCUGAAGGAAUUGCAAAGUUCAAGAACGACAAGCGUGACAUUAUAAUUGUAGACACCAGUGACCGGCAUCAACUGUAUUCUACAUUGUUUGAAGAAAUGCGCCUAUUAUCCGAAUCAAUGAAUCCUGAUCUUGUUAUAUAUGUAAUGGAUAGCAGUAUUGGUCAAGCUGCAUUUGACCAAGCUCAAGCAUUCAAGGAAAAUUUCACUCCUGGAGUUGUCAUUGUUACCAAUAUAAACCGCAACUCUAAAGCCUGUGGUGCUAUCAGCGCUGUUGCAGCAGCAAAGUGUCCCAUAAUAUUAACUGAAACGGGAGAGAAGAGUGAGGAAUUUGAAGCAUUUGAAGCUAAACCUUUUGUCAGGCGUCUCUUGGACAGCCCAUGGGAUAAGCCCCUGGAAUAUACUUUGAGACUAAUGUAUAAUCAUUAUAGGCGAGAAUUAGGAUUGGAGAGAAAGUUGCUUUUCCGCCAUGUUCCGUCUAGCUAUUCGAAGCUAGACCUCGAGAAGUUUAGGCG
Messenger RNA from Camelina sativa (false flax), 540 nucleotides. The record is from RefSeq and is a predicted model, not a curated record. Lineage: Eukaryota; Viridiplantae; Streptophyta; Magnoliopsida; Brassicales; Brassicaceae.